AAAAAAACAUUUUUAAUUUAUUUUCUAAUGCCGUCGCGAACACUCCCGUCGCCGGCACCGGUAAAUUCACCGUUCUCUUCCUCCGUUACACCUCACCAUGAAAGAAGCACCACCACACGCAUCAUCAUCAUCUCUCCACUUACAGUCGUUGGUUUCUCUUUCUUCGUAACCCUCUCCCUCUGUUUCUGCAAAUUCAACCGUAAAAAACGCCGAUCUCCCGCCGCCGUGACCUCUUCCUCUUCUCCGCCGCAGAAACCUCCGUUACAAGAGUUCUCUUACUCGUCUCUCCGUAAAGCCACCGACUUUUUCUCACCGGAGAAUCGGCUAGGUCAAGGCGGGUUCGGCUCUGUUUUCCGUGGAACUCUGUCUCCGUCCUCCGGUGGUAAUGUAGCCGUUAAAGUGAUGGACUCAGGUUCACUCCAAGGAGAAAGAGAGUUUCAGAACGAGCUUUUCUUCUCCGGUAAGAUUGAUUCACCUCAUGUAGUUUCCGUUAUUGGCUUCUCCAAAGAUCGAAGACGACGCCGUUUGAUUCUUGUCUACGAGCUUAUGGACAAUGGGAAUCUCCAAGAUGCUCUUCUUCAUCGUAGAUCACCUGAACUUAUGGUAUGGAAACAAAGGUUUCUUGUUGCGGUUGAUAUAGCUAAAGGGCUUGAACAUUUACAUGGUUUGUGUCCUGCUGUGAUUCAUGGUGAUUUAAAACCUAGUAAUGUGUUGUUGGAUCGUUUCUUCUCUGCUAAGAUCUCUGAUUUUGGUUUAGCUAGGUUGAAAUCAGAACAAGUUGAAGUUGUAGUUGCAUCUGAGAGUGAUGAUGUUAAGUUAGAAGUAGAGGACUGUGGAUCUGUAGUUGAGGAAGUUGAGAGUGUGGUUACUAAUAAUACUGGCUAUGAUGAAUCUAACUUUGGAUUUACUGAUCAGUCUCCGGUUAGUGUUUAUAAGGUUCCGCUUUCAUCUCCUGAGACAGGACAUGUACCUAUGACUUCGCCUGAGACGGCUGUUUCUGUUUCGCCGGAGAUGGUGGAGAAAGUUGUUGGCUUGGAGGUUGGUAAUGUGGGGAAGAGUAAAGAUUGGUGGUGGAAGCAAGAAGGGAAUGUUGGAAGAGGGAAAGGGAAGGAUUAUGUGAUGCAAUGGAUUGGUUCUGAGGUGAAGAAAGAGAGACCGAGUAGUGAUUGGAUUGCUGAGAGGGCGGAAGCAGCUAAAAAGAUUGAGAAGAAGAAGAGUAGCAAGAGAUUAGAAUGGUGGCUUUCGUUGGAUGAAGAGAAGGAGAAGGAGAAGAAGAAGAAGAAGCGGAUGGUGAGAGAGUGGUGGAAGGACGAGUAUCGGAAAGAACUAGCUAAGAAAAUGAAGAAGAAGAAGAAGAAGAAAACUUUGGAAUCUGAGUUUUAUAGUGAUGAUAUGAGUGGAAGUGUGGAUCAAAGGCGGCAUGGGGAUGAAGAGUUGUAUAGGAAGAAAAGAAGAGGUAGUAGUAGUAGCAUAGGAAGUAGCAUAGACUGGUGGUUAGAUGGGCUUAGUGGUGAACAAUGGAGAGCGCGGCGCAGAAACAGUCAAGAUUCAGUUAAGAGCUGUGGAGUCAGUAGCACGCCGAGCAUGAGAGGAACUAUGUGCUACGUUGCCCCUGAGUGUUGCGGUAAUAACGUAGAUGAUGUGUCUGAAAAAUGUGAUGUGUAUAGCUACGGAGUUUUGCUGUUAGUCCUGGUUUCAGGGCGGCGUCCGCUGGAAGUAACUGGACCAGCGUCUGAGAUCAUGCAGCGUGCGAAUCUCAUGUCGUGGGCGAGGAAGCUGGCGAGAAGAGGGAGACUUGGUGAUCUAGUAGACAUAAAGUUGCAGUCUUUAGACCAAGAACAAGCGAUUCUGUGCAUUAAGGUGGCUCUGCAGUGUCUGCAAAGAUCCCCGGUUUCACGACCUUCCAUGAAAGAGGUUUUAGAGAUGCUUACAGGAGCGAUGAGCCCGCCUGAGUUGCCAACAGAGUUCUCACCAUCACCGCAGUCUCGAAUCCCGUUCAAGACACGAAGGAAGCAGAAUAGAUAGAGAAGUGUUUUUUUCAUGUGGUAGAUGUGUUUGCUGGAUGGUUUAGAGCACUUGUCCUACAACACUGUCUUUGAUACUAGUGAUGUUUAGUUUUCGAGCAACUUGAUUAGUUCGCACAAACGCUGUUUUUAGCUUGGGAAAUCUAAUUAUAACUAAUUUAUGUAGUCUA
Molecule: messenger RNA, 2194 nt
Organism: Capsella rubella
Lineage: Eukaryota; Viridiplantae; Streptophyta; Magnoliopsida; Brassicales; Brassicaceae
Product: receptor-like serine/threonine-protein kinase At4g25390
Exons: 1
Coding region: 28-2025 (665 amino acids)
Biological process (GO): protein phosphorylation
Molecular function (GO): ATP binding; protein kinase activity
Source: RefSeq, a predicted model, not a curated record